Molecule: messenger RNA, 575 nt
Organism: Camellia sinensis
Lineage: Eukaryota; Viridiplantae; Streptophyta; Magnoliopsida; Ericales; Theaceae
Source: RefSeq, a predicted model, not a curated record
AAGGUUGAGAAGGGAACGAAUGGGACUGACAGCGAGUUCUACAACCCGAAGAAGAAGGCAGAGAAAGAGUACUUGACAUUCCUAUCUGGGUUUCGGCAAUUGGCACCGAGAGAUGCAGUGCUGAAUAACUUGGCCUUGUCAGAUGUGGAUCUACAAGACUUGAUCGCCAGCGCAGAUAGCGUGACAUCGGAGGAGAGGAAGGACGAGAAUGGGCAGGUGUAUUAUGUGUAUGAGAUUGAUGGUGUUGGUGCCCAUAGUUUGAUAUCUGUUACUUGUGCUAAUAACAAGCUGUACGCCCAUUUUGUUAAUGCGCCUACACCAGAGUGGAAUAGGGACCAACAAACUCUAAGGCACAUUCAUAAGUCUUUUAAAACUGUUGGAUAAUGUCAUUAGUUCAUUGUCUACGAUAGAUAUUGUGGGGCGAGAGAGAGAGAGAGAGAGAGUGAGAGUGGGAGAGAGUGAUAAUUUGAUGUAAUGAUAUGUACUUCCUUUUGUUAUUGACCAAUAUGGAUUCAUUUGAGCAAAUUCUCGUGUUUAUUGCACACACUGCAAUUCAUUUGUUAAUGUUCUACUAA